AUGUGUGCUUGGCGUCCUUGAUAGUUUUGGCAACCUUGAAAUCAAGAACUGUCACUUUUGAAGGGUGUCAAUUUGUUACAGAAAUCGUAAAAACUGAACAAACCGUAAACAAUAAUAUAAUCAAUUAAAUUUAAAACGAAACAAGCAUUUCAUACUCUAAUACGGUUAUUAAUUUAUUUACCCAGCGUGUGGGAUAUCAUCGCUUCAAUGUCACAACAUAUUCAUAUAGGUUUACGUGUUUAGAUUAUUUACAAUAAAUAGUUUUAAAAUGAAGUGCUGUGUUAAAAACUGCCCAAAUGACAACCGGAAGGCGACAAGGAACGACAGUAUCACCUUUCACCCAUUCCCCAAAGAGGAUAUCCUCCGCACCACAUGGAUUGAUGCUCUCGGUAUGACAGAAUGGGAAUCCAAAGAUCCAAGCGUGGUGUGCUCUGAACAUUUUACUGAAGAUUCAUUCUACGUCACAAAAUGUGGCGUAAAAAAGGUCAAAGCCGAUGCAGUGCCAUUACCGGUAUUUAUAACAUCGGAUGAAUUAGACUCGGCAGCGGAUAAAAGGGUGUGCAGAGUAUGUUUGUCGAUAGAUGUCAAAAUGUAUGACAUAACAGAAGACGGAGUUAGUACGAUGUUUGAACGGAUCACGAAUAUACUUAUCAAUCCACACGAUAGAUUACCGCAUCGUAUAUGCUGGGAGUGUAGCGUGCGGUUGAGGAACGCUGAUAGCUUCAGGGCUAAAGCUAUCAGAUGCGAUGAGCUGCUUAACAAAUUGGAUUUGGACAGAACUAUAACAUUAAGAGAUGUAAAAUCAAUAAAUAGGACAUUCAAAAAAUUUAAAACUACCCUAAUACAGAAAAUAUAUGAGACAAACGAAUAUGAUUAUGAAAUUAAUGACGAGAUCAAAACAGAAGAAAAUAAUGACACGGACUUUAAUGAUUAUAAUGAUAAUGAUAUUAAUGAUAUCAAGAACGAACCCGAGAUAAAAGAUGAGAGUAACAAUGAGAUAUUCUUCGAGGAGUAUCCGGUUUUAAACGACAGCGACGAGAUAACACUGAGCGAAGUCUGCAAGAAGAAAAAGGUGAGGAAGAAGAAAGUUAAAAUAGAGAAGAGAAAAGAAGUUAAAAUUAAAAAGAACGAUGAGAACGACAGUCCGUCCAUAACAAUGGAUAAGUACAAAAAAUCCGAUGUUAAACGUCGCAAAACCGAUAACUUGGACGAAUCGUUGUUCACUAUAACGACUCUCACUUACGACGAGCAGAUCGCUGAGAUAGAAAAGCGACAGGAAUCGGCGUCGUAUAGACACUCGCCGUACAAAUGUCUGACCUGUUACAGAGGAUUCCUCAUCAGAGAUAGAUAUGAAGCACAUGUCGUGAGACACAGCGAGCAAAGUGGUGCCUACGAGUGUUUUAUAUGUAAAACACGCCUGAAGACUGCGAGAGCUCUAAGAAAACAUCUGACGGCGCAACACACAGAGAAAUUUAACUGCAAGGGAUGUCCGUUUGUUACCAGGAACAGGGGUGUAGCUCGUGAACACGAGAAAUGGCACGCCGGCACCAAGUACCAGUGUCCACACUGUCCAAGCGAGUUCGAUAAACUGACCACCUACAUGGGCCACAUCCGCAUAAAGCACGUGUCGGACUUCGUGUGCGAGUUGUGUGGGUACACGUUUGUUAGCAAGAAGGGGGUAGACGUCCACAAGAAGAAAAAACAUAGAGUUGUCGACAAAAACGUGGAACUGACUGGUCCGUUCUGUGAGGUAUGCGACGUCCGCUUCCUCUCCGAGGAGGCGCACUCUAGACAUCUGAAGUUGUCAUCCAAACAUAGCAGCGACAAUGACCCUAAUCGUAUCCGGAACGACUCUCAAAGUAUGAGCAGUGAGAGAGGACUCGCGAGAAGGAGGGACGUCAGAGAAACUGGUGAUGCCUCACCUGUUACGUGCGAACAGUGCGGUCUUCAGCUGCGUGACCUGCGUCUAUACGCGCAGCACUUCCGUCGGUCACACCCGGAUAAGAACCGUACCAAGUACCCGGCUAUGAAGACACCGGCCAUGUGCGAACACUGCGGCCGGAUAUUCCAGAGUAUGGCGCUGUUGAAAGAUCACAUGUGGGUCCACACUGGGGAGAAACGGUUCAAGUGUGACAGGUGUGACAAGAGCUUCACCCAGAAGACAAACCUGGUGUUCCACAUGAGGGUACACUCCGCAACAAGACCCACGUACGAGUGUCCGUUGUGUGGCAAACACUUCGCCUUCUUCAAUAACAGGAGACGGCAUAUGUUUAUCCACACGGGCCUGAAGCCGUUCAAGUGUGACACCUGCGGGAAGAGCUUCACCACGGCCGGUGAACAGCGAGCCCACACAGACCACGUGCAUCUCAAGAAACCCUGGCCGAAGAGGGCGAGGAGCGGCCAGUGGAAAUGUGUAGAGGAUUAGAAUCAAUGAGCGUUGAGUCCUUAUAAGAAGUUUCAAGAUGAAAUUCAAAUUCAAAUAAUUUGUACCUUGGCUGCUAGUGUCACAUUCAAGCCGACAACUGCCAUGUCUUAAGGAUAUAUUGUGUGAGGAAAUAGAGUUAUGUGGUUCCUUAUAUAAAGAAUUAUAUAUAAAUAUAUAAUAAAAAUUAUAAAACAAGAAAUAACUAGCAAAUUUUUCAUAUAUUUUCAAUUAUUGAUGAAGAUCAAUGGACUUGUUAACUUUGAUUGAGAAUUAACAAUCAUUCUAAAGUGUACCUUUACAUUAAGGUUAAUUAUAAAAUUACUGUGUAAUUUUAAGUUCAAUACAAACAUCACAAUAACAAAAUUAAACAAUAAUAAAAUUAUAAAAAAUGAAUGUCAUACUCUUCUAUCAGAAGCUAUAAUCAGUUACUUCAAUGACCAUUCCUUCUAGAACUUUCUAGAAAUAUCUUGUUUUAUGUAAAGUGUUGUGUAUGAAAAACUUUGAUACUGACAAUAUAUUAAAAUGUAAUCAUUACAAUAUUAAGUUUCUGACUGUCAAGAUGGAAGUAACGUAAUGCGAACAGCUUAGAAUUAAAAUGAUCUCAACUAUGUAUUAUUAUUUAUAAGGUUCUAUAUUUUUAAAUGUUAUACAAGUAUCAUUUUGUACAUGUAUGCUGUAUAUACGGCUUCAGCAAUUAAUUUUAUUA
Molecule: messenger RNA, 3131 nt
Organism: Danaus plexippus (monarch butterfly)
Lineage: Eukaryota; Metazoa; Arthropoda; Insecta; Lepidoptera; Nymphalidae
Product: zinc finger protein 729-like
Exons: 17
Coding region: 269-2425 (718 amino acids)
Biological process (GO): regulation of transcription by RNA polymerase II
Cellular component (GO): nucleus
Molecular function (GO): DNA-binding transcription factor activity; RNA polymerase II cis-regulatory region sequence-specific DNA binding; zinc ion binding
Source: RefSeq, a predicted model, not a curated record